This is a messenger RNA of Closterium sp. Naga37s-1, 1299 nucleotides long. Lineage: Eukaryota; Viridiplantae; Streptophyta; Zygnematophyceae; Desmidiales; Closteriaceae. The record is from the annotation of a GenBank genome assembly.
AUGCCCGCCCAUCAGAUCGUGCGCUACUCCUUCUUCGCCGUUAAGGAGGCCUUUGGCUUCACACCCGUGCCUCUUCUCUGGCUCAGGUACAACGCACCCCAUGCGCACCCCAUGCGCCUCCAUGCUCGCACCCCCUGCUCCUCGCACUCCCUGCCCCUCGCACCCUCUGCCCCUCGCACUCCCUGCCCCUCGCACCCUGGUCCAUUUCACGUUCCCCACCCACCCCUCGACCAUCUCCGCAUUCCUUGCCUCCUCCCUCUUCCCUCCCCCGCACUCCCCACUCCAUUUCUCCCUUCUCCUGACCUGACCUGCUUGCACCACUGGUUGCUCGCCCUUGUGCUGCACCCUUCACCCACCCACCUGCACCCCACCCAUGCUGCUGUGAACCCCGUCUUACUCCGCCAUUUCCCUUCCCCCUCCGCCAUUUCCAUUCCCCCUCCGCAGUUACCCUUCCCCCUCCGCCAUUUCCCUUCCCGCUCCGCCGUUUCCCUUCUUCCUCCGCCAUUCCCUUCCACCUACGCCAUUUCACUUCCACCUACGCCAUUUCCCUUCCCCUUCCGCCAUUUCCCUUCCCCCUCCGCCAUCUCCCUUCCCCCUCCGCCGUUUCCCUUCCCCCUCCGCCAUCUCCCUUCCCCCUCCGCCGUUUCCCUUCCCCCUCCGCAGUUACCCUUCCCCCUCCGCCAUUUCCCUUCCCCCUCCACCGUUUCUCUUCCCCCUCCGCCAUUUCCCUUCCACCUACGCCAUUUCCCUUCCCCUUCCGCCAUUUCCCUUCCCCCUCCGCCAUCUCCUUUCCCCCUCCCCCGUUUCCCUUCCCCCUCCGCCAUUUCCCUUCCCCCUCCGCCAUCUCCCUCCACCCUCUGCCAUCUCCCUUCCCCCCCCGCCAUCUCCCUUCCCCCUCCGCCAUUUCGCUUCCCCUUUUUCCCGUCCUGCAUAUCCCUGCGCGUACAGCAUGUUCUGUGUGCUCUCUCUACCCCUCGAGCAUCACCAUCCAUGCCGCUGACUCCUUUCUCACUUCCAUGUCUCUUGCCCGCCCCCCUCCCUCCCUGUGCUGCAAGCAUCAGGUACAGCAUGUUCUAUGUGCUCUACCCUUCGGGCAUCACCAGCGAAGUGGGACUCGCCUUCUUCGCCCUGGCCUACCUCAAGGUCCGCCCCUCCCUCUCUUUCUCGCUCGCCCUGCUGCAUGUGUCUUCCUGCUGCAUGUGUCUCCUACUCAGUGUCUAUGCACUGUUCCUCACGGUAUUUUCACACACCUGCCCUGUGUUUCUCCACCACUCACUUUCUCUGUGUCUAUACCUGUAA